AUGGCAGACUACUUCCCUGAAGAAGUCAUACACGAAAUCCUCCUGAGGCUGCCCAUCAAAUCUCUAAUCAAAUUCAGAGCAGUGUGCAAAUCAUGGUGGUCGCUGAUCAAAAGCUCUACCUUCACCCACACCCACCUCAGCCGCCGCACAGCCCAAUCCAGCAACCAAAACGACGGUCACCUCCUUCUGCUAAGCGCUUUACCUGAGAAUGUGGACACUGCUUGUCAGCUUGGUGAGCUUUUCUCCUUGCACUGGGACAACCCUGAAUUUGGUGACUACACAAGGCUUGUAAAUCCAUUCAUUUACCAUAACACCGCUUAUUUUCCCCAAAAGAUCACUUUUUUACUUCAGAAUUUCCAUGUGGUUGACACUUUUAAUGGGCUGAUAUGCCUCGCUGCUAAUUUUGCAACAAUAAUCUGGAACCCUUCUGUUAGGAAGUUUAUGUUUUUACCUAGGCCUAGAAUUCCUUUUCCCACAUAUUGCAUCAGAAAGUUUAUGAUAGCAAGUUACGCCUUUGGCUACGAUUCGCGUACCUAUGACUACAAGGUUUUGAGAUUUGUGAGCGACCUUUUAAGCGAAGCCCCAUGUGAGGUUGAGGUUUGGUCAUUAGCCAGGGGCUCCUGGAAGACUCUUAGUGCUGCUGUUAUUCCUGCGGACUUUAACCCUGCAGGUAUUGGUCUUAGAUACAGACAAGUUUUUGUUAAUGGUGUUACGCAUUGGCAGCAAUCCUUGAAGAACGAGGGUGAUUGCAUUGUGUGGUUUGAUAUGGUCAAUGAGGUAUUUGGAAAGAUAACGGUGCCUGAUGCUUUGAAAAGAAAGAAUUGCUUUAUGUCGAGAUACAGGGAGUCCCUUGCCUUGUUUGAGACAUAUGAUGAAGUUUCAGAGGGAUCAAAUGCUAUUACUUGUAUUCACAUGUGGGUCAGGAAAGAGUUUGGUGUGCCUGAAUCAUGGACUAAAUUAAUGAGUAUAUGCUUGGAAGGAACUUUAAUUGAGCCGCUUGGUUUUAGAAAGAGUUGUGAAUUAGUGUUCAUAAUGUAUGGUGGGAUGCUUCUAUCGGUGGACCCUAAGACCAAACAAGUUAAAGAGUUUAAAACUGAUGGAUACAGCUACCACUUCAUGGAUUCGUUUGUAGAGAGUCUUGUCUUACUUGGUCAACCCAAUGCUAUUUCUUACUAA
Molecule: messenger RNA, 1176 nt
Organism: Prunus mume (Japanese apricot)
Lineage: Eukaryota; Viridiplantae; Streptophyta; Magnoliopsida; Rosales; Rosaceae
Product: F-box/kelch-repeat protein At3g23880-like
Molecular function (GO): protein binding
Source: RefSeq, a predicted model, not a curated record